GUAAACUUCGUAAGAAGCAGAUAGACAAAGAGUGACGAGAAAAUGCCAAGUACUGGAUCUAAACCGGAUAGGCUAUUCUAAGUAUAGAUGCUCGCCAUCACCACCAUCACCGCCGUCCUGGCAUUCGCCGUCAACAGCGUCCUUGCUGCUCCUACCAACGCCGCUCAGUUGGUUGCUCGCCAGGGCUAUGUUGCAAGCUGCACCUCCACCUACACCGUCCAGCAAGGUGACACCUGCAACAAGAUUAUCAACACCUUCAAUGGCAACUUUACUCUGCAGGAGUUCUACACCUGGAACCCCCAGGUUGACUCCGUCUGUUCCAAUCUAUUUGUCGGCGAAGUAGUCUGCAUCGGCGUCGCUGAUACCACCACUCCACCCUGCCCCGCCCCCUACGCCCCCGGCUUAAACAGCAACUGUAAAUCAUGCUACAAAGUCGUAUCCGGCGACACCUGCCUCGCAGUGGCCAACAAAGAGGGAAUCUCACUCUCCAACUUCGAGUCCUGGAACCCGGAUAUCAACGCCGCUUGCACGAACCUGCAACUCGGAUACAAUUACUGUGUCGGUGUCUAAACCUCAUUUUUUCGUCUUCUGACACUUUCGCUCUUUUUGGGUGUCUGAAGGUUAAAAAGGAGUCUUAUUCUCCUGACUUACGCAUUUUAUGAUAUCACGUUUAAUGUCCAAUAGUUAAGCCGUAAUGUAGCUAGCUGUCAAUAUCAUUUAGACAUGACAACAUAUUCUUGUUAGCCAAGCUAUCUGUGAAUCAAGUUAUCUGUAAAGACUGAGU
Molecule: messenger RNA, 784 nt
Organism: Hypoxylon trugodes
Lineage: Eukaryota; Fungi; Ascomycota; Sordariomycetes; Xylariales; Hypoxylaceae
Exons: 5
Coding region: 88-570 (160 amino acids)
Source: RefSeq, a predicted model, not a curated record